AAUGUCUUUAGCGGAAAAAACUCGAGAGAUAGAAGAAAUUGGAUCUUCUAAACAUAUCGCAUUUGGUAUUUUAAUGCCAAGUUUGGCUGCGUUUGGGCUAUUAGGCAAUUCGAUGUUGAUAAUCAUCUUUAAUCAAAAACGGAUGAAGAGUCCUCCAUCGGUUUAUAUGACUUUCUUGAGUUUAGCCGAUAUUGUCUAUACAAUCCUAAUGUUAAUGCUACUCUCCUCGGAGUAUUCUCAAGUUAGUUCUCGAUCUCCACUAUCUCCAACCUUUUAUGCCCACGCCUUCCCUAUAACUCAAAGUCUGCAAGUUGUUAUGUCUGCUUUAAUAAUCACCCUAACUGUUGACGGUUACAUGUUCGGAUUACACGCUGAAAAGUCCGUCAGAUACAGCACUGUAAAGAAAGCCGUUAAAUUAGCAUUCGCCGUGAGUGGUGUAGUUGUUGUAUUCCAUUUUGUAAAUUAUUUUCAAUUUCGGGUGGUUGUUAUGGAUUUUAAGGAUGGUUCAUCAAGAGAAGUUAUAUGCACGACUGACCUACAUAAUCAGCAGAGCUAUCAAUAUUACGACAAAUACGCUUAUGUUAUAAUCUUUGUUUUAAUACCAUGGUUGCUAAUUCUAGCCGUUAAUUCGGCUCUAUUUAUACAAGUGAAAAUUAUGUCAAUCCGUUCGUUAAUUUCAGUAAAUUCCGAGGAAUUUAAAGACGGAAGAAGUGUUAAACUACAAGCAAUUGUCUCAAUUUUAAGAUUAAUUACAGAGAUUCCAUUCCUUUGUUACAGAAUUGCUGUCUGGACUGAGAAUAUUCCAAUAAAAUUUCAUAUCAAUUGCUUUUUUGAAGAUAACAUACUAAAUUACUCAAACUACUUUCAAAACUUGGAAAUUUGCUACAUAAUGUUCCAAUGUAUCAAUUCAAACAUAAAGUUCUACUUAUUUCUAAUCUUUUCAACAAGAUUUAGAUAUUUUACAUUUGGUUUUCUUGCUGAAAGUUUUGACUUUGAUUUCGAGUUGGCUAAAACGUAUAUGGAAAGAUUUCUACCUGAACAAAAAGUUGAACCACACGAAAUGAACCCACCUAUUUUUGCGACAAAAACAAGUAAAGAAAUCAAUCAAUCAACUAAAAGUAGGGGUGUUGUUAAUAGUGUUUGCACGAUUGAGGAUGAAAACAGACAAAUUACAUCAAAUGAAGCUAAGACUGAUGAUACGAAUAAUAAAAUUGAAGAGAAAGUAGAAGUAUUAAUUGAUAGUGAUUCGGAUACUGAAGAAAUUAUUAUUCCAUCGCCAGAACCUAUAAAAAAACAAAUCUCUUUGAAAAUUGAACAGGAAAAGAAACAUUCCAAAUUAGCUUCUUUAUUAAAAGAAGAUUUUAAACCUUCUAUUGAGUUUACUAGCUCUGGUGGAAGAACAGUCAUGGUAAAAAAAUCAGAUUCUGAAAAACGUGUUCUAAUAACCUCAGCAGAGGUGCAUAGACCUAAGAAGAACCCCAGGAAGAAAGGUGUAGUUUAA
Molecule: messenger RNA, 1501 nt
Organism: Dimorphilus gyrociliatus
Lineage: Eukaryota; Metazoa; Annelida; Polychaeta; Dinophilidae
Source: the annotation of a GenBank genome assembly